Molecule: messenger RNA, 1569 nt
Organism: Glarea lozoyensis ATCC 20868
Lineage: Eukaryota; Fungi; Ascomycota; Leotiomycetes; Helotiales; Helotiaceae
Product: alpha/beta-Hydrolase
Exons: 9
Coding region: 1-1569 (522 amino acids)
Source: RefSeq, a predicted model, not a curated record
AUGGCUUUUGGAAUUGGUCUUAGCAAUGCUUUGAAUCCAAUGGAAACCUUUUGGGAAACAACUCACACGAGGGCCAAAACUGAAUCUGUAUCAAAUGGCACCUUCAAACAAUCAAUUCCGUCAAUCGCGGUUGGCUCCCAAAAACCAUUAGCAAAACGUGUAGCUGCAAAUGGGAUUGACACUCCCACUUUGGGACAUAAAGCAAGAAUUGAUAACUCAUUUCGUGGUCGGGAACUGCCAGGUUUGCUUAAUGCAUCUCAGCUUUCACUCUUAGAAUCAGUUCAUGAGCCGGACAGUCGACCAAAGAGCUUCAAUUUCGACGGCAACAGUAUAGUUUCUGCUGAUAGUGAUGGGGAACCCAUUUUACUUGAAGCCGAGGAAAACAAGUUUGGACGAUUCAUCGAGAUGACAAGAAUUGACCCACCAAUGAGACGAAACCACACCGUCAAUAAUAUGGCUGACUACAUCUACACACCAAUAUCGCGCCCUUCAAUUUCACCUCAACAUACACAUUCUUCUAUGGGUUUGCCUUCCACAUUGACCUCGACGACCGAUACAAAUAAUCAGAGUUCAUUCCAGCUCCCCAUGAGAAUUCUGACACCAACCGGACUCAGCGUCAUAUACCAACCAGCAUGCGAUUGCAAUGUAGCAGCCGAUAUUAUUUUCGUCCACGGCCUAUUCGGACACACUGAGCACACCUGGACAUUCAACGGCCCACAAGCCCCGAUCUCGAAAAGUGACAUUUGGUCUCUCUAUGGUCUCGCCUCCAAAGUUGACGAUCUUGGCCACAAACCAAGCCCGAAGGCACCCAAGAUAUUCUGGCCAGAGAAGCUUUUGCCCGUUUCGUUUCCGAACUCGCGUAUGUUUACCUGGGGGUUUCAGAGCGACAUCAAAAUGUUUUUCGAUUCGAGUGACGAUAAGAACACCUUGGAUUAUCUGGCAAAUCGCCUGUUAGAGGAUGUUUUGGACCAUAAUUGGCGAGGUCGAUGUAGUGAACGUCCGAUUGUGUUUUUGGCUCACUCGCUGGGUGGGUUGAUCGUGAAAAAGGCACUUCUUCAAUCAAACGCUGGUAGUCCACUCCGGAAUAUUCGCGAACUUCGAGACGCUACCACGGCUGUAUUAUUUCUGGGCACUCCGCACCACGGGUACGAACCAGACAGACCAAUGCUUGAUAUCGUUACCAAAAUCAUGAAUGCAAAUGGCCAACCCACACCACGAUCAACAAUGAAACUGCUCGCCGAACAGCUCAAGGAAAUUGACUUUGAUGAAAUGCAUCAGCGAUUCAGAAAUAUGGUGGCUAUUCAGAGAAGGAAAGGGUCUGACAUAAAUAUACAUAACUUCUUGGAGAAUAAAGGAAUGCCGCUGUUUGGAAAUUGGCGGAUAUGGGGUCAUAUUGUUCCAGCCGGAGCAGCAAGCGACGAGAAGGAUUUCAACAAAAGCUACAUAGAAAAAGACCAUGUUGGAUUACCGAGGUUCGAGCAUUCGUUGGAUGCAGGCUAUCUCGUGAUUCGAGACGUUAUCAUGAUGAGUAUCAAUAGGGGACCCAUGCGCAUAAUGAAUCCGGGAUGA